Molecule: messenger RNA, 654 nt
Organism: Dentiscutata erythropus
Lineage: Eukaryota; Fungi; Glomeromycota; Glomeromycetes; Diversisporales; Gigasporaceae
Source: the annotation of a GenBank genome assembly
AUGCUUUCUAAACUUGUCAAACUUAGAACAAUUCAAUUUCUUGGGAAAAAAAAAACUGCAAAAAAUCAAAAUGUAACGAAAGAAAUUCAACGUAUUAAUUCCCAAGAAAUAGAACGUAAUAUCUCCGCGUCGGGAUCGUGGCAUGCACAAUAUAAAGAUUCCCCUUAUAUAUUUGUUGCAAAUGUUCCCUUCGACUUGACAGAAGGUGAUUUAAUUGCAGUAUUUUCUCAAUAUGGAGAAAUUUUGGACAUACAACUAGCUCGUGAUAAAAAUACUGGCCAGUCUAAAGGAUUUGCUUUUUUGAAAUAUGAAGACCAAAGAAGUACUGUUCUAGCCGUUGACAAUUUGAAUAAUAUUCAAUUAUUAGGGCGUACGAUACGAGUAGAUCAUGCAAGUGCUGAGACGAAAGAUGGGCGGCGUAGGACGGGAAUGAAUGCCGCUCCACAAUCGAUCAGAGAUGAAGGAAAAUCAUCCGAUUCAGAUUCUGAAGAUGAAAUCUUACCACUUCAGAAGCUACCGAGAUUAUUGGGAUGGCAAGAAUAUCCUUUACCAUCAAUGAUACUGAAGGAUACUUCAAUGCGUUUUCUUUCCACUAAACUAGGACAUCAAAUGAUUCCGAGUGAGAACGAAGAUGAAGUGGAUCAGAAAGAUAAU